UUGAUUGUGGAGGUUGGUGCCUUCCGAUUUAUACUCGACGAGUUUGUGACCAUCGUCGGCGUCGCCUCCUUAACCGUAGCACCGAAUGCUCUGUCGCGUUUGGUUUAGUAUGUUUCUUCAGUAGGGUCACGCUUGCACAUCCGUGCUUCGCUAGUUAGUGAGUCAAUAAAAAUGCUGUUUGGUGUGGGAAGGCGUCGGCUACCCUUAUUUGCUCGAAUUUUUUCAUAGAACCCCCAUUGUGGGUACCUUGUAUCCUGUGUCGGUGUAGCAGUUCGAUGAAGUUUUCGGCGGCAGGGACGAUAGUGUUUUCCAUCGAGUGGAAGCGCAUCUGUUGUCUUGCUGCAUGAGUGAGCGACGCGCUGGCCAGCCAAGCCAACAAGGAGCUAGCAAACAUGUCCCGAUUUUCUGGUCGAGUGCAAAUCUAACAGACCAGCAAGAAAGGAGAGUCCAGUGUCGAAGCGAAAACGAUUUCAAUGACUAGGUAUCACCGUGGGCGAACGACUCUGAAAAACGCAGCUUACCGAGUUCGUCUUGCUGUAGCGUUCCUUGCCUCAACUCGCGGCUCUGCGUGUCCCACCAGAGGAAUCCGUUGCAAACGAGGCUUCAGUGGAGAUUGCCGUCUGUAGGUCGGGAUAUGUCGCGCACUUUUUCAGCAGGCAACCGUCACUGCCGUCUGCAAAGUUGCUCCCUUCAGACCCCGUGGUUUCUGUGGUGUUGAACUCUCCCUCUGGCAUGGUCUUCUCAUACGUCAAAGUCUGCUGCGUGUGGGCCGAUCCGCCCCGGCCAUUCUUGGGCGGAGCGUUUCUCGUUUUUGAGCAAAUUCUGCUUUAAGGACGAAUUCCUUCGAACCCAUUUCUCCGCUCUCUCCCUAAAUCACAGCCGGUUCGUCGACUCAGAGCCAGCGGCUCUCGAUCACCGAUCUGUGUCGCGGCAAAGAAUGACGAAGCAUGUCGAACUCCGUAACCACAACCGCGGGCCGGCAGUCGCCGCGCCUGAGCAUUUCGACGUCGGUUUCUCCCGAGACUUCGUGGCGACGACGCACGUGUCAGAACUUCUGUUUGUCUCUGUGUGACUGGGUCGCCAGUGAAGUUUGCUGUCCGCCGUUCGACAAGAAUUUUGAGCGGCGGCUCGUGAGGCAAGCGAACCUCGUGACAGUCUUUGGCAUCGCCGCACUGCUGGUCAAUUUGUACCCGGGAGUACUGAUGCUUUUUGUGAGGCAUCAGUCCCCCCAUGUCUACCCUGCAAACACUGACUCGUUUCCCUCUGACGAAACACCCUCGGGCCGGUUCACGCACACGACAACGGACGCCUCACAAAAUGACGACUUCCAGUGGUCAGGCACUUCCCUCCUCGAAUUAUCGUCCCCAGAUCCGUUAAACGUGUCCUCCCCAGUUGGCGUCGAGCUUCGCACGUCUUCGGUGACCUCACUACGGUCAAAAGUUCCAAUGAAAAUACUGUCACUCCCAUCACGCGGUUCCUCCAGUUCCCCGCAGCACCACACCUCGAGUUUUUUCCACGAACAUCGCUGGCUCUCUUCCCCUUCGAAUGAACAUGUAGCAUCGGAUGCGUGGAACCUCCGUUCCUCAGCUCAAGCUCGACAGAACUCCCCUGGCAAGAAGAGGCUCUAUUCCUCAUCUGGCACCGUCGUUACACAGCAAACGUCAGGACUGCAGCCGACCGUGGAGAGUGUGAUUGCAGGAAAUUCAAGCUUUCGACCGGGCGUCGAUUUUCUGCCCCCUACUCUCCGUUCCACCGCCUCCGUCUCUGACUCGCAUUAUCGCGAGGACCCCGUCCGGCACCCCACGGCCGGCGGCUCUCUGCCGGACGCGCGUGUCGGUGAAUCAUUACCUUCAUUUCUCUCCGAGGCUUCGUCUUCGUCUCCGCACAUUAUUGUGCCACGUCUGACCGAAGACCUCCACUCGUUCACGAAAGGUCUUUUCUGGGUGCUCACGUUUGUCGGCGUCUCUGCGCUCAUUCCCCUCCAACUGUCCCUCCUGCUCUGCACAGUUCCGUUGACGGAAAUCCGGAUCCCGCGGCGGCGGAACGACUGCAUCUGUUCGAUCAUCUCCGUGAACAACCGCUUGAUCGUCUACAAUUGUCUCUGUGCCCCUGCCCUCGCUGUCUUCUCCGCCAUCAACUUCGACUCAUACUACACUGCAGACAGCCCCCAUCUGCGGGUCGCCACACACCUGCUGGCCUACACAGCCGUGGCGCUCGCGGCAUCGAUUCACCUGCCUCUUGCACUUCACGUGUACAAUUUCACGCGGUUCUUCGAGGGAGCUGCCGCGUAUUACCAACUGCACGAAAGCCUCUCGUCGGCGCCACCAGGGACUUUCGGCUGCGCGAUGACCCCGAGAAAGGUCGGAAGAAAAGGCGACACAGAUGCAGUGCAGUCUCGAGAGCGAAUCAUAGAACGACUCGUGAGUAAAAGCGAGGGUCACAGUUCCCUAGCGGAAGAAGCUGAAAGACCGGAUACAGACGAAGAAACCUCCCCGCUAUUGGCGUGAGGAUGCGUCGCCCACGAAGGUACCUGUCGGAAGGACGGGCGCCUCACGCCGUUCAAAUGCCCACAGAAGCAACGAGAUCGAAAUCCGUAAAGAAAGUGUGUGAACGAUGCGCGUUACUAAAAAAUCAUGGAUCGUGUAAGAGGAAGCGGAAGUGAAGCACCACGUAUGGCCGUGGAUGAGGCUCCAGGCGCAUGCUUUCGGGAAGCGAGGCAAUUCAGGCGGAUUGCAGAGGAAUGUGAAAUGCAGCAAAAUAUAUUUUUUGAGGGACACGAGGUCCCCUGGUACGCAAAAACGUAAACGAUAGAGAGAUCGGGCGUUCUACGGAGAGCUGCGGAGAAGAAUGGAAACGAAGUGACCGAAGGAAGAGCGAUAAUCAAUGACGGACAACCUACGGGGUCUACCUCUUUCGCAAUUCCUUUUGAACGUCAUUGAGGAAAUCGUCUCCUGGCCUUCUUUCUGGACUCUUUACCUGUAUAAGAGUCAAGUGUGAAACGCUCAAGCGUAAACCCUUUCUCGCCUUUGCGAACUACAGGGAAAGCACGCAGUGCUUGAUAUGUGUAUGUUGGACUUUCGGGGAGAAUGCUUGAUUUAUUUAUGUUGACGUUCUCUGUAGAAUGUUUCUACAUUUUAGUUGAAUUUCUUUGUGGAGCAGUCUGACGUCUGUUCUCGAAAGAUAUCGCUGUCUGCCUGCCAGGGAUGCGAAGUGUUCACAUCGGGGAGUUUCUCGUACUCAGGCGAAUUUUGGUGAAGUGUGGCUUUUCAUGGCUUCUUGGACAUCUUGGUCCCCGAAUGGUUUGUCCGUGGCUGCGGAUUUCACUUCGCUCUUUAUUGUGCAUGCACUAGACGCAAAACGUAUAAACAUGUCACAUUUCGAGAUUGGCGGCUGCACUCUGUGACAGAGCGACCCCACAGCUCGCUCCCAUUUCUCGUUCAGCAGCACAAGGCCUUGGAGAGGGGGUUCUCGAUUCGAUCGAUAGGUUUUCAUAUUCUGUGCCACUCGGCCUAAAAUCGUUAUUUGCAUUUCGAUCCAGAAUC
Molecule: messenger RNA, 3542 nt
Organism: Toxoplasma gondii ME49
Lineage: Eukaryota; Apicomplexa; Conoidasida; Eucoccidiorida; Sarcocystidae
Exons: 1
Coding region: 948-2507 (519 amino acids)
Source: RefSeq, a predicted model, not a curated record